Messenger RNA from Punctularia strigosozonata HHB-11173 SS5, 1101 nucleotides. RefSeq lists its product as uncharacterized. The record is from RefSeq and is a predicted model, not a curated record. Bases 1 to 1101 code for a protein of 366 amino acids. The transcript has 10 exons. Gene Ontology annotation, biological process: glucan catabolic process. Gene Ontology annotation, molecular function: hydrolase activity, hydrolyzing O-glycosyl compounds. Lineage: Eukaryota; Fungi; Basidiomycota; Agaricomycetes; Corticiales; Punctulariaceae.
AUGACUCCGAGUCGUUCCGGCCUCCUCUGCUUUCUCGCAGGAGCGGCUGCCCUGAUUGCUGCAGACCCCUUGAAGAUCGUCAAUGGAUACUCCGGCAACGCCUUUUUUGAUGGUUUUCAUUUCAACGCAUCUGUCGACGAUCCUUGGAAUUACGGUAACAUUGUGUACUGUGCCACCGCCAAGGAUCCGUCAAAUCCAUUGGCCUAUGUUAAUUCUGCUGGCAACGUUGUUGUGAAGGUGGAUAAUAAGACUCAGAACAAUGGAGAUCCCUUUUUCGGCCGGAACACCGUCAUGAUGAUGAGUGACAGCACAAUAGGUAUCGGGACACUUGUCGUGGUGGACGCUGUGCACAUCCCAUACGGAUGCAGCAUCUGGCCGGCAUUUUGGACACUUUCCGAUGCUGGGGACGUCGGAGGGGAGAUCGACAUCAUUGAGACCGUGAACCUGCUGCCUGCGAACCAGUAUACCCUUCACACGAAUAAUGGAUGCACACUGUCGGCUUCGUCAGAUCUUCCCCAUUCCGGGCAUACAACACAGACAAAUUGCUUCUUUAAUACUACCGGGAAUCCUGGGUGCAGUAUCACCGAAACGGCAUCAUCCACGUCUGUUGGUGCUGCAUUUGCUAAGAAUGGAGGCGGGGUAUAUGCGAUGUACAUGAGCACCAACGGCAUCGAGAUGUGGUUCUUCCCGCGUGGACAGGUUCCUACUGACCUCUCGACGAACAAUCCGGAACCGACAUUGUGGGGACAACCCAGCGCGUCGUUCCCGGCUAGUACUUGCAAUCCGUCAACAUUCUUCCAGCCGCAGCGAUUGAUCCUUAACACGGACCUGUGCGGCUCAUGGGCUGGUAACGUCAUGGACUCCACCGGAUGUCCCGGCAUCGUUUGCACUACGCUCAUAGCGGACGCGAGUAACUUUGACACCGCAUACUGGGAGAUCUCGUCUGUGAAAACUUUCACUGAAAACGGAUCAGCGACUCACUCCGUCAUAGGAUCUUCGCCUCCCGAAGGUACUAGCUCUACUAAUGCAUCGUCGCGAGUUCGAUACUCGCUGAAAUUGCUAACGAUGGUUCUCACAAUGACUGUGGCCAUGUCGGUAUAA